UACCUUUCUAGUUCUUUGCACAUCGAGGCCCUCCUUCUCUCCCCAGAUUCCUCCUCCCACACGAGGCCAUGCCCUCUUCCCUGACCCACCUGCCCACACUUAGAUUUGCUCUUCCUCAGACCCCAGCGCUGGAAGCCGUAUAGGUAUGUUUUUAACUAGGUGGCAUCUCCACUCCCUCGGCAAUAUAGCAGAACUCCUGAAGAUCAUUUGUGCUUCGAGACCCCUCAGUUUUUCUACUUCUGCUAAAAUGCCCAAGACAUUCAAAAAUGCAAAACGAAUCGAAGGACUCGAUAGCAAUAUAUGGGUGGAAUUUACUAAGCUCUGUGCAGACCCCUCUGUUGUGAAUCUUGGCCAAGGCCUGCCAGAUGUCCCCCUUCCUCUCUAUGUGAAGAAAGAGUUAUCAAAGGUGGCAGCCAUUGACCAACUGAAUCAGUACACGCGGAGCUUUGGUCAUCCAGCACUGGUGGAAGUUUUGUCUUCUCUAUAUGGAAAGAUUUAUGAAAGACAUAUCGAUCCACUGAAAGAAAUAAUAGUCACAGUGGGAGGAUAUGGAUCUCUUUUUAAUGCUAUACAAGGAUUCAUUGACAAAGAAGAUGAAGUGAUCAUCAUCGAACCUUUCUAUGACUGCUACGGGCCCAUGGUGAAGAUGGCAGGAGCGACCCCCGUCUUUAUCCCCUUACGCUAUAAACCUAUUAAGGGAAAUGAAAGCUCCAGUGCCUCAUGGACAUUAGAUCUGGAUGAGCUGGACAGUAAAUUUAGUUCAAAAACCAAAGCUAUUAUAAUAAAUACUCCGCAUAAUCCCAUCGGCAAGGUCUAUUCCAGAGAAGAACUUCAGUCCAUCGCUGAGCUUUGUAUUAAACAUGAUGCCAUUUGCAUCAGCGAUGAGGUUUAUGAAUGGCUGGUGUACACUGGAAAGAAGCAUAUAAAAAUAGCUACUUUGCCAGGUAUGUGGGAAAGAACAAUCACUAUAGGAAGUGCUGGAAAGACUUUCAGCGUGACUGGAUGGAAGAUUGGUUGGUCUAUCGGUCCUGAGACUCUCAUAAGACACAUGCAGACUGUGCAACAGAACACCAUUUACACGUGUGCAACUCCUUUACAGGAGGCUUUGGCUCGAGCUUUUGAGGUGACCCUUCAACACAUGGACGGGCCGGAAUGCUACUUCAGAACUCUGCCCCAGGAGCUGGAAGCGAAGCGGGACCGGCUGAUCAGGUCCCUGCGCAGCGCCGGCCUGAGACCCACCGUCCCCGAGGGGGGAUACUUCAUCAUUGCAGACAUCUCCUCACUGAAUGCAGACCUCUCUGGCAUGAAGGAAGAUGAAAGUUAUGACUACAAGUUCGUGAAAUGGAUGACUAAAAAUAAGAAAUUAUCAGCCAUUCCUGUUUCAGCAUUCUGUAGUUCCAGCAACAAAGAACAGUUUGAGAAAUUUGUACGGUUUUGCUUCAUUAAAACAGUACCCUGGAGGCUGCUGAGAAGAUCAUCAAGGCCUGGGCAAAGGGAUCCUAAUUUUUGCCCACAUUUAUGUGGCUUUUGUUAAUUUAAAAAAAUGAAGUUGCUGCCACCUACUGGAAAAACAAAUCUUUCAGUACAAAUAACACCUUAUUGAAUGUUUUAAGGCACUGUCAUGUAAUGUGGGGACUUUCAAGGAAAAUGAGUAGAAAUAACAAAAAAAAUAUUAACACUAAGUGAAAAAAGGAAAUCAAAAGAACUGAAAAUCACUGGAUUUCAGAAUUCCAAUUCUUGGAGCAGAACUGUUAAGAGAGUUUUUAUUAAUUUCUCCUUUUUUAUAUUUAAGAGGAAAAGGAGCAAUCCUAUUUUUCAGUAAGAGACCCCCUGCUGUGCUGCUUGUCAGUUAGUGUCAGAAGGCUGUGACAGAGAGAGUUAGUCAGUUGCAGAGAGUGGCAGAAGGCUUUUUGUUUCUGGGUAUCCUGGGGAGAGGGUGUACUGCUAGCAGCAAGCUUUCUGGUUGGAGGCAAAGAACAGAAUUAAGGCUUUAAUAGCCUUAAUUCUAGGCACUCUCUAGGAUUAGAUAGUAAGAGUAAGCGAGGUCUUUGGCCUAACAGAAGAUACUGCCUUCUGAGGCAGAGAGAUUUAGGGUUUUUUAGAGAAAUUGAGUUAGGAUUGGGAUCUGGGGUAGAGUUAGAAGCUAUUGUAAGAUUACUUUCACUUUCCUCCUUCCUAUUUCCUAUCCAUAUUUCCUAAUAAUAAACUAAAUGUUUUGUGUUUAAUCAACUGUGAUUUUUUGUGGCUUUUGUUCAAACUCCUACCCCACA
Messenger RNA from Gracilinanus agilis (Agile Gracile Mouse Opossum), 2270 nucleotides. It is a transcript of the gene KYAT3, whose product is annotated as kynurenine aminotransferase 3. The record is from RefSeq and is a predicted model, not a curated record. The transcript is spliced from 14 exons. Bases 146 to 1534 code for a protein of 462 amino acids. Gene Ontology annotation, cellular component: mitochondrion; cytoplasm. Gene Ontology annotation, molecular function: pyridoxal phosphate binding; L-kynurenine:2-oxoglutarate transaminase activity. Lineage: Eukaryota; Metazoa; Chordata; Mammalia; Didelphimorphia; Didelphidae. Gene Ontology annotation, biological process: biosynthetic process.